This is a messenger RNA of Gryllus bimaculatus (two-spotted cricket), 757 nucleotides long. The record is from the annotation of a GenBank genome assembly. Lineage: Eukaryota; Metazoa; Arthropoda; Insecta; Orthoptera; Gryllidae.
GGAAGGAAAACGAGAGUGGAGUGGGGAGAAGGCGUGCCUGACUCAGAAGACAGACCGCCGCGUCGAGGCGCGGACUGAAACGACCUUGCGAACCGCUGGGAACGGCAGCAAAAGCUUCCUUCAGCGUUUUCUUUUUUGCGAUUCGCUGUGGACACUGCAUAACAUUGCGCGAGUGUACAUGCGUGCCGUCUCGGUGACGGGCGUGCGUGUGUGCUCCGGGCCACGCAUGGGCGUGUUCAGAGUGUGAUGAGUCCGGCUGCUGCUUAUUACGACGGUCGUCGUGGUACUCACAGCAAUGGCCAAAACUACGAAAACAAAAUGGGCGCGUUGCUGUAUCUGCGUGCUGUCAACCUCACCCAAGUACUUCGAGUCGUACUGCGAGGUUACGUCUGCGCCGCAGGUGCGCGCGCGCGCGCUGCGCUGCGUGCUCUACACCAACGCCUCCGUCGAGGUGCACGGCGCGCCCCGCGACGCCGACUUCGAGCGCCUCUUCGUGCAGCUGGACCCGGCCAAGGACGCGGCGGUGUGCGCGUCGUUCGCGGGGGAGGCGCGCGCCGACGACUUCCGGCGCCAGUUCUUCGUGUGCUCGCAGCAGGCGCGCGAGGACGAGCUGGACGAGCUGCUGCAGCAGAAACAUACAAAAGACAUCAUUGGCGCCCGGAUAAACACCGGCAUCGCCAACGUCUUGCUUCCUAACAAAAGAUUCUUCCUACAGUUUCAGAAACAUACAAAAAAACAUCAUUCCAAGGCCCCUCCU